AGGAAGAAAAGGAUGCCACGGAAGCUGUUGUUGCCUUAUAAAUCUGUUUUUUCUCACUUUCGAGCUCCACGGGGGUUGCAUGACUCUUUGGCGAUGAACGCAGCUAGAAGUGGCUACCGGGUCUUCUCGGCCAACUCCACGGCAGCCUGCACCGAGCUGGCGAAGAGGAUCACGGAGCGUCUCGGUGCUGAGCUGGGGAAAUCUGUGGUGUACCAGGAAACCAAUGGAGAAACUAGAGUUGAAAUAAAAGAAUCCGUCCGGGGACAGGAUAUCUUCAUCAUACAGACUAUCCCCAGAGAUGUGAAUACUGCUGUCAUGGAGCUGCUGAUAAUGGCCUAUGCACUGAAGACAUCCUGCGCCAGGAACAUCAUUGGGGUCAUCCCUUACUUCCCCUACAGCAAACAGAGCAAAAUGAGGAAGAGGGGCUCCAUAGUCUGCAAGCUGCUGGCUUCCAUGCUCGCCAAGGCAGGUUUAACACACAUUAUCACUAUGGACCUUCAUCAGAAGGAAAUCCAAGGCUUCUUCAGCUUCCCAGUAGACAACUUGAGAGCAUCCCCUUUUUUGCUUCAGUAUAUACAGGAAGAAAUUCCAGAUUACAGAAACGCAGUUAUUGUAGCCAAAUCUCCUGAUGCAGCUAAAAGGGCUCAGUCUUACGCCGAGAGGCUGCGGCUGGGGCUGGCAGUGAUCCACGGCGAGGCUCAGUGCACGGAGCAGGACAUGGAUGAUGGACGGCACUCCCCUCCCACGGUCAAGAACGCGACUGUGCACCCGGGGCUGGAGCUGCCGGUGAUGAUGGCCAAGGAGAAACCGCCAAUAACUGUGGUUGGAGACGUCGGAGGAAGAAUUGCCAUCAUUGUGGAUGACAUCAUCGAUGAUGUGGAAAGCUUUGUAGCUGCUGCAGAGAUCCUGAAAGAGCGUGGAGCCUACAAGAUUUUUGUGAUGGCUACCCACGGGCUCCUGUCAGCAGAUGCCCCCCGUCUCAUAGAGGAGUCCUCCAUCGAUGAGGUGGUAGUCACCAACACGGUUCCUCACGAGGUACAGAAGCUGCAGUGCCCCAAGAUAAAGACUGUGGAUAUCAGUUUGAUUCUCUCUGAAGCCAUCCGACGAAUCCACAACGGCGAGUCCAUGGCCUAUCUCUUCCGUAACAUCACCGUCGAUGACUAGACCUGGCGCUGCCCAUCCCAGCUUCCACAAGACAGGGAAACAUGCAUGACAAAGCAAUACCAUAAAUUAUAGGCAUAACACAACUGUUUAUUCUCGUAGGGGGCACGAAAGUUUUCAGCAUCUUGAGCCAUGAGGUCUAAUAGAAAAAAAUCAACCUGAGCAGCAUUUUACAGGUGAACAGAAGAGGCCACUGGCAAUGGGGAGGUUACAUCUUAAUUAGGGGAGAUGAAGUGAGGUGGUGAUGAAUUUUUAAGUUCCUUUAAAUUUUCUUUUUUUUUAUUUAGUGUGUUAUCUCUUGCCCUGUAGCUGGGGAAAGAAAAG
Molecule: messenger RNA, 1485 nt
Organism: Merops nubicus (carmine bee-eater)
Lineage: Eukaryota; Metazoa; Chordata; Aves; Coraciiformes; Meropidae
Gene: PRPSAP1
Product: phosphoribosyl pyrophosphate synthetase-associated protein 1
Exons: 10
Coding region: 13-1164 (383 amino acids)
Biological process (GO): purine nucleotide biosynthetic process; 5-phosphoribose 1-diphosphate biosynthetic process
Cellular component (GO): cytoplasm; ribose phosphate diphosphokinase complex
Molecular function (GO): ribose phosphate diphosphokinase activity; magnesium ion binding
Source: RefSeq, a predicted model, not a curated record